Molecule: messenger RNA, 1154 nt
Organism: Fomitopsis serialis
Lineage: Eukaryota; Fungi; Basidiomycota; Agaricomycetes; Polyporales; Fomitopsidaceae
Product: P-loop containing nucleoside triphosphate hydrolase protein
Exons: 4
Coding region: 35-1012 (325 amino acids)
Biological process (GO): iron-sulfur cluster assembly
Cellular component (GO): cytosol
Molecular function (GO): 4 iron, 4 sulfur cluster binding; ATP binding; ATP-dependent FeS chaperone activity
Source: RefSeq, a predicted model, not a curated record
CCAACCUUCGUCUCCUGCUCUCAUCAUCCAAGACAUGAUAGCCGUACAGCAGGCUGUACCCCUCCCAGAUCCGCUCUCGGUCCCUGCAAAUGCACCGGAACAUUGUCCUGGAACGGAGUCGGAACUGGCAGGAAAGGCAGAUGCAUGCGCGGGAUGUGCCAACCAGGAGAUAUGUGCGUCCGGAGUCGCGAAGGGACCAGACCCUGCCCUACCAUUCGUACGGGAGCGCAUGUCGACUGUGAAGCGGAAGAUCCUCGUCCUCUCCGGGAAGGGCGGAGUUGGCAAGUCCACUUUCACUGCGCAGCUGGGGUGGGCAUUCGCGGCGGACGAUACAUUGCAGACAGGGAUCAUGGACGUUGACAUCUGCGGCCCCUCGAUUCCUACCAUCCUCGGCAUCGCAUCUGAGCAAGUGCACGCAUCCUCUUCAGGAUGGUCACCCGUCUACGUACAAGACAACCUCGGUGUCAUGUCCGUCGGCUUCAUGCUUCCCUCCUCAAAGGACGCAGUCAUGUGGCGGGGGCCCAAGAAGAACGGGCUCAUCUCGCAGUUCCUCAAGGACGUCGACUGGGGCGAGCUCGACUACCUCGUCAUCGAUACGCCCCCGGGCACGUCCGACGAGCACCUCAGCAUCGUAACCUACCUCAAGGAGAGCGGCAUCGACGGUGCCGUCGUCAUCACCACCCCACAGGAGGUCGCACUCCAGGACGUCCGGCGCGAGAUCGACUUCUGCAGGAAGGUCGACAUACCGGUGAUUGGCCUCGUGGAGAACAUGUCUGGCUUCGUGUGCCCUAGCUGCAAGAACGAGUCGCAGAUCUUCAAGCCGAGUACCGGUGGAGGGCGGAGGCUCGCGCAGGAUAUGGGUGUUGACUUCCUGGGCGCCGUGCCCUUGGAUCCGCGGAUAGGCAAGAGUGCGGACUACGGUGUCAGCUUCCUGGACGAGUACCCAGACAGCCCCGCAAGUAUCGCAUACCUAGACAUCAUUGACAAAAUUAAGCAGAAGCUCGGGGACUGAGGCUCACCUCUUCUCUGCCUUUUCAUUUCCGUGGACGGCUGUGUUAUUGGGUCUCAGACUUGUUGUAGCUACUAGAUCUAUUGCAUGUAUUUUACUCACAUCCAUAUACAAGAGCAAUCAUUGGAGAGAACAUUGAGUAUAC